AUGGAUGAAGAUUAUGAUGUCAUUGUUUUAGGUACUGGGUUGACCGAAUGUAUCUUGUCUGGUGUUUUAUCUGUGGAAGGUAAGAAGGUAUUGCACAUUGAUAGACAAGAUUUCUAUGGUGGUGAAUCAGCAUCAUUAAACCUUUCCCAAUUAUACAACAAAUUCAAACCAAGUGCACAGAAACCAGAAUUGAAAGGUAGAGAUAGAGACUGGUGUGUUGAUCUUAUUCCUAAGUUCUUAAUGGCAAAUGGAGAAUUGACCAACAUUUUGGUUAGCACGGAUGUCACCCGUUACAUGGAAUUCAAACAAAUUGCUGCCAGUUAUGUUUACAGAAAUGGUAGAAUCGCCAAAGUUCCAUCCAAUGCCAAAGAAGCCUUAGCAUCCACCUUGAUGGGAAUUUUUGAAAAAAGAAGAAUGAAGAGAUUUUUGGAAUUCAUUCAAAACUACGACGAAGAAAACGCCUCCACACACCAAGGAUUUGACUUGGAUAAAAAUACCAUGAAUGAAAUCUACACAUACUUUGGUUUGGAAAGUGGUACUAAAGAUUUCAUUGGUCAUGCCAUGGCAUUGUGGUCCACUGAUGACUAUUUGAAUGAAGUUGCUCGUCCUACUUAUGAAAGAAUUUUGUUGUAUGCUUCAUCUGUUGCCAAGUAUGGUAAGUCCCCAUAUAUUUACCCAUUGUAUGGUUUAGGUGAAUUGCCACAAGGUUUUGCUAGAUUAUCUGCCAUUUAUGGUGGUACGUAUAUGUUGGACACACCAAUUGACGAAGUUUUAUAUGAAGGAGAAGGUGAAAACAAAAAGUUCGCUGGUGUCAUCACCAAAGAAGGUAAAGCAAAAGCUCCAAUUGUUAUUGCAGACCCUACAUAUUUCCCAGAGUGUGUUAAAAAGACUGGUGCCAAAGUCAUCAGAGCCAUUUGUAUUUUGGACCACCCAGUUCCUGGUGUUGAGUUGGAUUCCUUGCAAUUGAUUAUUCCACAAAACCAGGUCGGAAGAAAACAUGAUAUUUAUGUAGCAGUUUUAUCCGACGUUCACUGUGUAGUGCCAAAGGGUUAUUAUAUGGCUAUUGUUUCUACUAUAAUUGAAACUGAUGCACCACACGUUGAAUUGGAACCUGCUUUCAAGUUGUUGGGUCCAAGAAUUGACACUUUGAUGGGUAUUGCUGAAUUAUAUGAACCUAUUAAUGAUGGUACCAAGAAUGGUAUUUACAUUUCCAAGACUUAUGAUGCAUCAUCCCACUUUGAAAGUACUACUGAUGAUGUUAAAGACAUCUACUUUAGAAUUACUGGUAAACCAUUGGAAUUAAAGAAGAGACCAACUGCUGAGGAAGAAGAAGCUCUUCAAGGUUUAUAG
Messenger RNA from Candida tropicalis MYA-3404, 1350 nucleotides. RefSeq names its product Gdi1p (gene GDI1). Gene Ontology annotation, molecular function: Rab GDP-dissociation inhibitor activity. The record is from RefSeq and is a predicted model, not a curated record. NCBI's taxonomy places the organism in Eukaryota, Fungi, Ascomycota, Pichiomycetes, Serinales, Debaryomycetaceae. Bases 1 to 1350 code for a protein of 449 amino acids. Gene Ontology annotation, cellular component: cytoplasm. Gene Ontology annotation, biological process: vesicle-mediated transport; protein transport; small GTPase-mediated signal transduction. The transcript has a single exon.